This is a messenger RNA of Eufriesea mexicana, 884 nucleotides long. RefSeq names its product neuronal calcium sensor 2. Bases 1 to 561 code for a protein of 186 amino acids. NCBI's taxonomy places the organism in Eukaryota, Metazoa, Arthropoda, Insecta, Hymenoptera, Apidae. Gene Ontology annotation, molecular function: calcium ion binding. The transcript is spliced from 4 exons. The record is from RefSeq and is a predicted model, not a curated record.
AUGGGUUGUUUCGGAAGCAAAGAUAAGUUGAGCAAAGAAGACAUGGAUUUUCUUAAAUCACACACAAGAUAUGACGAAGCAACUAUAAAAGAAUGGUAUAAAGGAUUUAAACAAGAUUGUCCAAAUGGUAGAUUAACGCCAGCAAAAUUUGUCGACAUGUACAAAAUGUUCUUCCCGUCUGGCAAUGCAGAAGAAUUCUGCGAUCACGUCUUCCGUACAUUCGAUAUGGACAAAAAUGGCUACAUCGAUUUCAAGGAAUUUUUAUUGGCCAUCGAUGUAACGUCUAGCGGGACGCCAGAAGAAAAACUGAAAUGGGCUUUCCGUAUGUAUGAUGUUGAUGGAAAUGGCGUCAUUGAUAUCCAGGAAAUGACUAAGAUCGUUCAGGCAAUAUACGACAUGCUCGGAGCAUGCUCGAGCAACAGACCGGCAGAUAGCGCAGAAGAGAGAGCGAAGAACAUUUUCGCAAGAAUGGACGAAAAUAAUGACGGUCAACUUACCGAGGAGGAAUUUUUGAAAGGUUGCCUUCAAGACGAGGAACUUUCAAAAAUGCUGGCCCCUUAAUUCCCGUGUUUCAUUUCGGGAUCGAUUACGAAUAGUACACUAUUGUCAAAAAACGUUCGUAAAAUACCAACCGACCGAGCAACAGCGAUGAAAGCAAUUUCAGAUACAUUUGUCUUUCAUAUGAAUCGUUCUUGUUAUAAAAUUAUGCACACAUAUACAGACGCGCGUAUGCGUGCGCGCGCACACACAUGCAUACACGCACAAACACACGAACACACUACGUCAUUGCAAUGGUUAAUACGAAAACUUAAUAGAACGCCUAUAAUUCCCAGAUGCUAUUGGCAAGAACAAUAACCAAAAUCGUUGUCUUUCUACGCUCUAAU